Molecule: messenger RNA, 1341 nt
Organism: Xenia sp. Carnegie-2017
Lineage: Eukaryota; Metazoa; Cnidaria; Anthozoa; Malacalcyonacea; Xeniidae
Product: homeobox protein Hox-D4a-like
Exons: 2
Coding region: 203-1048 (281 amino acids)
Biological process (GO): regulation of DNA-templated transcription
Molecular function (GO): DNA binding; DNA-binding transcription factor activity, RNA polymerase II-specific
Source: RefSeq, a predicted model, not a curated record
AUUAACAUGAGGCUUAGACAAUUUUGAUUCAUCGACCUGUCUUCAUACUACACAUGCACAUGGAAACGACGCGUGCUUAAUGGGAGCAGAGAGUUCAUUGAAGCAAGAAAACUGGAUCAAUUCAUCUUCGAGGCCGAUUGUCAAUCAAUUGCCAUAACAAAUUUUCUAAGUGAGAACGGCUCAAUUCGCGAUCAUUAUAUGCAUGGAUCGCAUUCCCUUUACUUAUGGAGCGUAUGUCUACGCGACAUCAAACUCAAUCACCUCUACCACAUCACAGUUUGAAGAUAUCAAAAGUUAUCAAUCUGCACCUCCACUGCGACAUCUACCUAUCUUAAACCAACACUAUCCAACUAGUAACCAUAAUAAUUCAGUGGUAAACACAACAUUGAUUCAUAGACCUGUUCAGAACUUUUAUCGUGCCCAUGAUCCCUUAGUUAACAAGCCAGCGGUCCCAAAUCUUGAUGGCAAUAAUCUAUAUGAUAUUGAAAGUCCUACUCCAACUCCUCCAACAUUUUUGGAUUUGCUUUCGGCCGACAAGACCCUCAACAAAACUAAAGGAAUUGAAAGAGUCAACAAUGAAAAGAAGCGAUGGAAUACUUCCGAUUUUCGCUGGAUGUUCACAAAGCGAAAUGGGUCAAUCAGUGGAAAUUUAAAUUCCAAACUAGCCACAAAUAAAAGCAAACCGAUAUUAGAAGUAAAAGAAGAAGCUGUCAAUCAAAAACGAAGGUUCACCUUUACGCAAAAACAACUGGUGGAACUGGAAAAGGAAUUUCAUUUCAACAGAUACUUGACAAGAGUUCGAAGACUGGAGAUCUCUAAAGAGCUUAAACUGACCGAAAACCAGAUCAAAAUAUGGUUUCAAAAUCGAAGGAUGAAAUGGAAACGAGGUAUGAAAGAAAGUGCUCAAAAUUCGAAAACGGAAAAAUGUAAUAAAGUUGGUGAUGCCUACAAGCCUUUGGAGUGGAAACGUCAUGGAAACGACAGUAUAACAAUAUUUUCACAGCAUUCAAACAUUAAAACCAAUAUGAUGCCUUUUUUUCCAAACUGAAAUGCAAAUGCAGUUUCUGAUGAUCGAUUAAUUUAAUGAAGUGGAUCAAAGAAAUUUCAAAUUUAGAUCGUUUUCUUAUAAUAAUAUCAUGUAGUUUAUUAUAAAUACAAUGUUGUGCUCUUGGAUUCGAAUUCAAACAAGAACAAACCGAUAUGAAGUCGUCACGACAGAGAUAUAAUAAAGAAUGUGUCUUAAAACUUAAAAAGACAUGCAUAUUUAUAGAAUAGCUGUAUGUUCACCAAAAAUGAAAACCUAAAGAAAGUCAAAAUAACAAUUAUACAAAUUACAACAUA